CCAGCCUUGGAUCCGCCGCGGUUGGGCUGCUGCUCUGAACCUCAGCAACUCGGCGCCGCAAAGGAAGAGCCGUGAGGAGGGAUUUGCUUUCCUGCGGCAAAACGGGCUCAAAAAAGUGCGAGCCCCGAUUUGUGAUUGCGCCGGUGUGGGCUAAAGAGAGCCUGUGUUGGUUGCGGGUGCUUUUGUCCUUUUUUUUUUUUCCAUUGGAGGCGCCUGUUUUUGUUUUUUUCCCCUCCUCCCAUUGCUUCCUCCUCCAGCUAGGACAACUGUUGAGGGUGUUCCUGCAAGGAAACCAGUUUUAUUUGUGUUUGCACGCCUACGCCUUAUUCUGAGCAACACUUUUAAGCUCUGCGUUGGUGCGGCUUAUUUUUGUCUUUCUUGAUUCCGAAAAGUCAUACAAAUUCUUAGGCUUGCUGCAGUUCGCUUAACUGAGGGUUCUAAUAAUUUUUAAAAUGGGCCGCAUCUUCUUGGAUCAUAUUGGUGGUACUCGCCUAUUCUCCUGUGCAAAUUGUGACACAAUUUUGACCAACCGUUCAGAGCUUAUAUCUACCCGUUUUACAGGAGCUACAGGACGAGCCUUUUUAUUUAACAAGGUAGUAAAUCUGCAGUACAGUGAAGUUCAAGACCGAGUUAUGCUCACUGGCCGUCAUAUGGUUCGUGAUGUGAGCUGCAAAAACUGCAACAGCAAACUUGGGUGGAUAUAUGAAUUUGCCACCGAAGACAGCCAGCGCUACAAGGAAGGCCGCGUUAUCCUGGAAAGAGCUUUAGUCCGAGAAAGCGAGGGUUUUGAGGAGCAUGUUCCGUCUGAUAACUCCUGAAUGGAAAUCUCUUCGUCUUCAGGCUUUCUUUGUUGAAACUUAAAAAAAGAAAAAUCAACAAAAAAACCCAACCCUUACUUACAUACGCUGUCACCUUAGCAUCUGCGUUGGAUUCAUGAACUACAAAGAGAGGGAAAAAGGGAACUACAGAGAGGGAAGGAGAAUUCCAUGUGGAAUGUUCCUUUUUCUUUAUUAUUUUUCUUUUUUUUAAAUCCUUUUCUCGUUAUUCAUAGAGAACGUUAUCUGGAUGCUGUAACACUUUUUCAGUCUCAGCUAUGUAAGCAUUUGAAGCUACAAAUCAUCUAAAAGGAAUUUGGAAAUUUCUUUUAUUAGAGAAAUCAGUUGUAUUUUAGUUUGUAAAGCCUGUAACAUCAUAAGGAAAUUUUAGUCUAGCUAUGCCUUUUAAUUUAUUUCUAUUUUGUCCUCAGUUUUUAUUUCAUUUUUAGCCAGAUUUUCCACCUUACUUGACUGGCUGACGAAGAGGUUCUGACCUUGUGAAGAAUGCUGAAAAGGUUUCAGUGUUUUGUCCAGUUUGUGCUGGCCGCUGAUUCAUAUUCUUGUUGGGGUUCAUUGGUAGAAUGGAAUCUAUCCUUGUCUUUCGUUGUGUAACCCAAAGUUGUUCUCAUUCCUCAUUUACCUAAGCAACACUUUUACCAUGUGGCUGAUGUUCUACUACUUGUUUAAGCAAAUAGGACAAAAGUAUGUCUCUAUUUUUCCAAACGUAACUUAAAAUAUUGAGAAAUGACACUAUUGCAUUGGUUCAAAAGUAUGUUGAUAAUUAUGGGGAUUGAGCAGUUAUCUUACUCCUUUUCCUUCUUAGUUGAUCUUAAAUAGAAACUUACUCUUAACCUUGGAGUUUAUUCCCUUUUUUCUCUUAACCUUUAGUUCUGCAUUAAAACCUGGCUAGGAAGAAAAAGGGCACGUAUACAUUCAGGCAUUUAAUCCAUGCCUGUUUAAAUAGCUUACAAUUUGUCUUCAGAUGCUGCUUCUGAUGUCAAAGCUUAGAUGCAUCUUAUCUUUGUGAUGCUGGGCCUUUACUGCUUUUACCAGCAUAGGAAGCUCAUUAGGCUGUACCUUGUAAGUGAAUGAUCUGGUGCUUCCUUUAGCAAGUUAUUUGUGUUGCAGUACUGAUUCUUCAUCAAAGCAAAUAUUUCUAUAUACUCUCCUUAGUCACGGGUGUCCAAAUGUUGCUGCUGGCAUGGCCUUCCCUCAGUAGCAUGUUUUUGGAAAUCCAAGAGCUGAAUCUUAUAGGACUAAUCACAAUUUUGUACUCUUCUUGUCAGUACUAAAUAGUUCAUAUAUAAGGACAUACAUGACGUGCUUUACUGCAAUAGAUUCCUAAGCACUCGUUAAGUUCUACCAUUGAGCAAAGAAUACAAAAGAGUAUUCCUAUAGUUCAGGGAUGUCAAACUCAUGUCAUCACGGUAUCAUCACAUAUCAGGACUUCCCCCCCCCCCUUUGCUAAACAGGCAUGGCCAGCGUGUGACACAUCCAGCCCGGGGCCAGGAGUUUGACAUCCCUGCUAUAGUUGGUGAGAUAUUGGUAAUAACUUUAAUCAUCCUAACAACACUGAUAGUGGCUGGGAUAGGAAGUGAUACCAUUGCAAGUGUCUUUAGGAAUUAUGUUCUCUAAAUAUGUCUCUUAUACAUAAGUAGCAGGCUGAAGAGGGAUGGGAUUGUGGUUAUAUUUUUUGCACUCCAGAGGUGGCACUUUGCCAUCCCUCUUAGUUUGAUCUUUUAAAAAUUUAUAUUACGCAAUUUAGAAGGACAAGAUGUACUGGUAGAUGUGUAUGCUGCAGCUAGGUUCAAUAAGAAUACUUAAAAUAGUGUAGUGAAUAGUCUUUAAUAUUGAUUUCAGUAUAUCUCCUUUAUUUUACUACUCUGGUGAUCUGUCAUUGGCAUGGUCUUUGAUGUACUCUUCAUGUGUUUUGAUGUUGCAGUACAAUAAAGUAUGUUUUGUCCUG
Messenger RNA from Pantherophis guttatus, 2781 nucleotides. RefSeq names its product yippee like 5 (gene YPEL5). Lineage: Eukaryota; Metazoa; Chordata; Lepidosauria; Squamata; Colubridae. The record is from RefSeq and is a predicted model, not a curated record.